Molecule: messenger RNA, 2894 nt
Organism: Hydractinia symbiolongicarpus
Lineage: Eukaryota; Metazoa; Cnidaria; Hydrozoa; Anthoathecata; Hydractiniidae
Exons: 2
Coding region: 1888-2886 (332 amino acids)
Source: RefSeq, a predicted model, not a curated record
UUUUUUAAGAAUCGUCAUUUUCAUUAAGUCUCGUGAUUCUUAAGAAAUUGUUGAUAGAUCAUUACUCUUAUUCUUAAAAUAUUUUUAAAAUUAUGGAAAUAGCGUCUUGAUUAUUAUUAUGGAAAAGAAUUUUAAUAUAAUUUUUAAUUGUAAAUAUGUUAGCCCGUUUCAAAAUUUUUAAAAACUCUUUCAUAAAAAAUUAAUGCCGUAACACCCGUAUAUCUUUUUUUCUAUAAUUCUUUAUAAUUCUAUAAAUGAACGAACAAAUUAAUAGUUCCACAAUUUUAGUGUUAUAUAAAUAUUAACUUUAAACUACAGAAAUUAUUGGGGAAUUGUUUACAACAGUAUCGAGUUCAGGCAGAUACACAAUAAUCAAAACAAUAAAUUCCCAGGUCUUGUUAAAGGAAUUAUUUGCGAUAAAGAAACUGUUGUCCAAUGGAAAAGACAAAUGCGGUGUAGCACAUGCAACAACUUCAUGGUUCCAAAUUAUUCGUCCGACCAGUAUGAAUAGAGGUGUCAAAGAGACAAACAUACUUAAAAUCAAUUCGGAAAGGAUCAUGGUUUGAAGAUUUCGACUUAACAUUAGAAGAAUUUGUGGCACGUGUUGGUGGAGCACAGGUUUUCACAAAACGAAAUUAUGAAACAAAUGGGAAUUCCAAGUGCGACUGCAAUAGACUGGGAUAAUUUUUGCCGUAAGAUCUGUCAUAACGUAAUGAUUCAAAAUUCAUCCCAAAUUGGAGGUAAUGGUAUUAGAGUUCAAAUAGACGAAGCAAAGUUUGGUAAACAAAAGUAUCACCGUGGCCACCAUGUGGAAGGUUAAUGGGUUUUCGGUGGAAUUGAAGAGAAUUCACGCAUACAUUUUAUGGUUCCAGUAGAACGUAGAGACAUGGAAACACUAAUUCCAAUUAUUCAAAAGUUUAUUUUGCCAGGAGCAAUAUUUAUAAGUGAUUAUUGGAGGGCUUAUGACAUACUGCCUAAAAUGGAUUACAUACAUUUGAAAGUGAAUUAAACAAAAUUAAAGGACACUGGCGUCAAGCAAAAAAUGUUUUGCCUUUAUUUGCAAUGAGAAAACAUUUAUUUAAAUCUUUUGAGUUUUUCUUUUUAUCUAUUAUAACGUCAAGAAAUAAAUGCAAAUUACAAGCCAAUAGGAAUCCAGGGGUUUAUUAAUUGGAAUGUUCAUGCGGUAAUACGUACAUUGGUGAAACAGGUUGCAAAAUUUGUACUCGUCUUAGCCAACAAGAAAAAGAUAUACAUGACAAGAAAUGGGAAAGCACAGGAGUUUCUGAACACUCACGAAUUUGCCAUGGAGCAUUUAAGUGGAACUCAGCAAAAACAGUGCACACCGAUAAUAGUAGAAUUACCGUAAAGUACGCGAGGCUCUUGGAAUUCAAAGGAAUGACAGUUUCGAAGAUGGUUUAAAUAAGGACGGUGGCUCAUACAUCUUCGUUUACAUCUUCGUUUUGGAAGCCACCGAUGCUACAUAUUAGCAAAAAAGAAAACGCGAAAACAUUGCAACGCAAUAACGCAAUAUAAUAACUUCAAAUAUAUAAUACUUGCAAUGACUUCAAAGAUGGCGGACGUCUUUCCGUUAACGGUAAAUCGACAAAUUUAUUUCUCCAUUGUCUUUACGCAUAGAAUUGCUGAAACAUAUUGAUUAAUGCACGAGAAGUUUACGAUACGUUAAAAGAAGAAGAUGAACAGAAAGGAUAAUGAAGUUAGCAACACAAAUGGGAAUGCAAAUACAAAUGGUAUUGACGAAUUGCGAUUUCCGUGCACCAGUGCCACAAACGUUUUAGAACCCACAGAGGAGUGCUCCAACAUUUGCGGCAAUGCAAAGUUAAAAUUGGACUUCCAGCAGAAGAACAAUCUACAGACCCUCGAAAUGAUAUGAAUGAACGCAUUCUACAACAAACACAACCAGAACGGUUUUAUUGGGGUAACGAAAGAGGUACAGAUGCGAUUGAUCAAAUUAAUUCUUGUUAUAAGAAAAUUGUAUUUUGGAGGCGAAAUUUGUUCAUGCUUUCAAAUGGUGCUACUGGAAAAAACUUUCUUCGAGAAGUAACUAGACUAUUGAAUAGCUGGGUGGAAAAUAGCCCAAUCAAAUGUAUUGCGUUAAAAGCAAUGCACGUAAUGCCAGCUCUAUUACUUCAGAAGCCGUCAAAAAACUCGAAAAGCAAAGACCAUGUUAACGCAUUACAACGAAGACUAGAAUGGUGGAACAAAGGCGAUUUUCAAGCACUCUGCGAUGAAUGUGAAAUGCUUCAAUCACGAUUGCCUAAACCAACCGAGAGAAGAAACAUAGAAGUUGUUUCGAGAAAGUUUAAAGAUCUCAUGCAGAUUGAAAAUGUGAACGGAGCAAUCAAAUUAUUAACAAACAACAUGGCAGGUGGCAUUCUUCCUUUAAAUGACGAAACAUUCAAUUUAUUACGAGUUAAACAUCCACCAGGCGAACAAGCGAAGGAAGACGUUAUAUUGCAAGGACCGUUAUCAACGGUUAAUCCGAUUGUAUAUGACGUCAUUGAUGACACGUACGUAUUAAAAGCAGCUCAAGUAACAAAAGGAGGCUCCGGACCUUCUGGGAUGGACGCAGAUGGAUGGAGAAAACCUUUAACUUCAAAGGUUUUCGGUGAAUGCGGUUUGGAUUUAAGAAGAGCUAUAGCCAACGUUAUAAAGAAGUUAUGUAUAGAAAAUGUUGAAGAUCAAUCGCUUGAAGCAUUUACUGCUUGCAGACUCGUACCUCUAGACAAAAAACCUGGAGUAAGACCAAUUGGUGUUGGAGAAGUCUUGCGAAGAAUAUGUGGCAAGGUAGUGAUGGCAGUUCUUCAGAAAGACGUCCUUAAAUCAAGUGCGGAAAUUCAGAUGUGCUGGUCAGAAGUCUGGCAGUGAAGCGGCAA